Messenger RNA from Aspergillus japonicus CBS 114.51, 625 nucleotides. RefSeq lists its product as uncharacterized. The record is from RefSeq and is a predicted model, not a curated record. The coding region runs from base 216 to 536 and encodes 106 amino acids. The transcript has a single exon. Lineage: Eukaryota; Fungi; Ascomycota; Eurotiomycetes; Eurotiales; Aspergillaceae.
UGACAUGCAGUAUCGGGCUCACUCAACAGCCGAUGCGGCAGCGAGCAGAUCUAUUUGAGCGAUGCAGGAAGAGAGUGGGACAAUGAAAACAAACAUGUUAACCUACCAAUGACUGGAGAGUGGAUUUGUGUGAAGUCUGGGCAAGGCGUGGCCCUUUGUAGUCAAGUUAAGCGUAAGAGCUGGAAAGGGGUGGAAGCGAAACAAUAAAUAAACGAAUGGAAGAAGGGAGCUUCAACGAAGGAGAAGCUUUUUUUCAAGUUGGUUUUAGCGAUUGCCUUCGAGGGAAGGAAAGAAUCGGUUUGUUUGGGGUGCGGCGGAUUAGGCAGGCACUUUCUGAUACGGAAGAGAGAGGAGAAGGGAAGAAGAGAAAGGAAGAGAAAGAAGCGAGCGAGUGGGAAGAGGAGAAGAAGGAAGAAAGAAAGAAAGACUGGGAUAACAAGAAGGGAAAACCACCAAGAAAGUGGGAAGGAAGACUUUCAGGGAGGACGAGAAAGGAGUCGUGGCCCCGAGGUUUGGUUUGGUUUGGUUUAGUUUAGUUUAGUUUAGUUUAGUUCAGGUGUGGACCUGAGACCGGGGGGAAAGCCAGAGAGGGGAGAGUGAAUCUCCUUGCAAUAUUACCGGACUG